Cylindrotheca closterium is the source of this 486-nucleotide messenger RNA. The record is from the annotation of a GenBank genome assembly. NCBI's taxonomy places the organism in Eukaryota, Bacillariophyta, Bacillariophyceae, Bacillariales, Bacillariaceae.
AUGAAGCUUCCUCUUUUCCUAGUAAGUCUUUUGCCUUCUUUGGUAUCUUCCUUCUCCACCAACAGAAUGAUGGAGCAAAAGAUCCGCCCUGCAUCCCAACUCGAAGUCAGUCGUCGCCAUACGUUGGAACUCUUGACUGCUGGAAUUGCAGGUGCUGCUGGGCUUCUAGCCUUUCCCGAGCUGUCCAACGCCUUUAGCCAACAGCUGGAUGACUUUGCCUACGAACCACAACAACAGGCCACAGAUGGAAAAUUCGAUCUGAACUCGGCCUUUGUGGGAGAUUACAAAGAACUUCGGGGAAUGUUCCCAUCUGCUGCUGGAAAGAUUGCUAGCCAUGGCCCUUACGAGAAGGUCAAGGAUAUCUACAAGAUUCCCAACUUGACCGAGCAUGAUAUUGCCAUGUUCAAAAAAUACCAGUCCGAGUUCACUGUGCAUCUUCCAGGACGAAGUUUUGAUGAACGCAUCAAUGCCAGAGUAUCUACCUAA